UGCAGCUAAAGCUCAAAAACAAAUUACUAGUACUAAUCAAUAUUGGAGAAUUAAAAGAAAAGAAAAAGAAAUACGCACCAGCAUAAAAUAUCGCGUUACCAUCGUCCUUUUGGAGAGAUCUGUAAACCCCGGUCCAUCGUCGCUGCUCCUCUUCCAUUAUUUGGCAGUUUAAAGAUGGGGCUGUCUUUCACAAAGCUUUUCAGCCGGCUCUUUGCCAAGAAAGAGAUGCGUAUCCUCAUGGUAGGUCUCGAUGCCGCUGGUAAAACAACCAUUCUCUACAAACUCAAACUUGGAGAAAUUGUCACCACAAUUCCUACCAUAGGGUUCAAUGUGGAGACUGUAGAAUAUAAAAACAUUAGCUUCACUGUUUGGGAUGUUGGUGGUCAGGACAAGAUCCGUCCAUUGUGGAGGCAUUAUUUCCAGAACACCCAGGGCCUUAUCUUUGUUGUUGACAGCAACGAUCGUGAUCGUGUAGUUGAAGCAAGGGACGAAUUGCACAGGAUGCUGAAUGAGGACGAGUUGAGGGAUGCUGUCCUGCUUGUUUUUGCCAACAAGCAGGAUCUUCCAAAUGCAAUGAAUGCUGCAGAAAUAACUGACAAGUUGGGCCUUCAUUCCCUCCGUCAACGCCAUUGGUACAUCCAGAGCACAUGUGCAACUUCUGGUGAAGGUCUCUAUGAGGGAUUGGACUGGUUGUCCAACAACAUUGCCAACAAGAGUUAAGCUCUUCAGCUCGAGAUGACCCUAAACCCUUCAUCACUCAGGUUGUAGCAUUUUAUGCUGACUGCCACGGUUCCAGUUGACCACGUCACCAUAUUUUGUCUUUCACUGUAGUUAAAAAUAAUUUUUUAGAGUUCUUGUCAACCGUGUGGCUCUUUGUAUUGCUGUUAUGUGAAAUGCUAGAAUCAAGUUCUAUAACAGAAACUGCCUACCAAUAUCGAUUUUCACUUUUGAUGUGCCUAUCAUGUUAAUAAAAUUUCAUUCUCAUGA
Messenger RNA from Salvia splendens (bonfire salvia), 987 nucleotides. RefSeq names its product ADP-ribosylation factor 1. The transcript is spliced from 7 exons. Gene Ontology annotation, molecular function: GTPase activity; GTP binding. Bases 175 to 720 code for a protein of 181 amino acids. Lineage: Eukaryota; Viridiplantae; Streptophyta; Magnoliopsida; Lamiales; Lamiaceae. The record is from RefSeq and is a predicted model, not a curated record.